CGAGUGAAAAUGUUGAACAAAAAGUUAUAAAAGAAAAAAUCAAAAUUCAGCAUCACCACCAUCAUCAUCAUCACAAUCAUGUUAAAACUGUUGUCAAGAAGGAACCUUAUCCAGUUGAAAAAAUCGUUCGUGUGCCUAUUGAGAAAGUUGUUGAAAAAGUCAUCGAGAAAAAAGUUCCAUACAAAGUUGAAGUUCCUGUGGAAAAAAUCGUUGAAAAGCUCGUUCAUGUGCCGAAACCAUUUCCAUUAAGAGUUGAAGUCCCUGUUGAGAAAAUUGUGCACAUUCCCUUUGAGAAAGUUGUUGAAAAGUUCGUGAAAGUUCCUGUCGAUAGACCUUAUCCUGUUGAGAAAAUAGUCGAGAGAAAGGUUCCUUAUCCUGUUAAAGAAUAUAUAAAAGUACCUGUUGACAGACCUUACCCUGUGCCAGUUGAAAAGUUUGUUGAAAAAUAUGUUAAAGUUCCAACACCAUAUCCUGUUGAAAGAAAGAUUAAAGAAGUGAUUCAAGAUAUUCUUGAACCAUUGU
Clunio marinus is the source of this 522-nucleotide messenger RNA. Lineage: Eukaryota; Metazoa; Arthropoda; Insecta; Diptera; Chironomidae. The record is from the annotation of a GenBank genome assembly.